AUGCGCCAAGUCCCUUAUCACGCUUCCCGACCCAUCGUCAUCUCCGGCCCCUCGGGCUUUGGGAAGGGAACGCUCAUCACCAAACUCUGCGAGUCACACCCCGAGAUUUUCAGCACAGUGGUAUCACACACCACACGUCCUCCGCGCCCGGGCGAGAUCCAAGCCGUCCACUACCAUUUUACAACCGAAACGGAAUUCCAGAAACUCUAUGCUCAAGGCAUCUUUAUCGAAUGCACGGUCUACAAUGGACACCACUACGGCACAUCAUUCCAUGCGAUCGAGGGUGUUAUCGAAAGAGGGAUGGUGCCACUGCUGGAUAUCGAUAUGGAGGGCGUCAAAGCUGUGAAGACGUUCAAAAAUAUAUGUACGCGUUAUGUGUUUAUCGCGCCCUUGAGCUUGGAGGUUCUGGAGACGCAACUUCGAGGUCGGAGAACAGAGGAUGAAGAUACCAUCCACAAACGGCUUGCGCAGGCAAAAAUGGAACUUGAUUAUGCUGCGAGGCCCGGAGCCUACGAUUUAACCAUUGUCAACGACGAUCUGAACACGGCAUUAAAUGACCUAGAAACCUUUGUACUCUCGACAGAACCACUUCCGCCCAGGCAAAAGACAUUAUGGGAAAAUAUGGAGACAUGGUUUGAGGUCAAGUUGAGAUGGCUCCAUUGA
Fusarium venenatum is the source of this 663-nucleotide messenger RNA. RefSeq names its product P-loop containing nucleoside triphosphate hydrolase protein. Gene Ontology annotation, cellular component: cytosol. Gene Ontology annotation, molecular function: GMP kinase activity. The record is from RefSeq and is a predicted model, not a curated record. Lineage: Eukaryota; Fungi; Ascomycota; Sordariomycetes; Hypocreales; Nectriaceae. Gene Ontology annotation, biological process: purine nucleotide metabolic process.